AUGUCUAUUGGCUAUGGUGGAUUGAAAUAUUUGAACCGAGUCCUCCGUUCCAAAAUGAACCGUCAACUAUGGAAUCCAAGUGUUGGCAUUCGCUUCUCCUCAGGUCCGGAAACUAAGGCCCCGCUGUAUCCAAUACUCAAUGUAUCCCGCUACGUCGAGAACCUGACCAUUACCGACGAAGACCUAGCCGUAAAGUUCGAAGGCAAACAUAAGCGCGACGGGACCUCCGAUUCCGCGGCGGGGCCGGAAAUCGCCUGCCCGCUCCUGAGUUUGGAACCGAUCGAGCAUGAUGCACAUAGUCCGCUUCCUGUCGUUGAUGGCGAGCCUCCUGCUGUCGAAGAUGUAGCUCCUGCCAAGAUAUUUGGUCCUCCUUCGACUUCGCUCCCAUACAAGAUCUCCCCAGAACUGUUUUACAAAGCCCGAGACGCCAAAGAAGGGUCACCGGAGUCGUUCUGGUCCCACACGAUGUACAACAUGACCAAGAAUGACGGGACCAAGAAUGACGGGACCAAGGUAAACGUCAAGGUCCAUUACUGCCGGUCAAAACAAACAAUGGAAACCACCUGUCAGAGUUAUUUUCUAGGCGAGAGUUUAUUGGGGUUUGAUAUGGAGUGGCAAGCGUGGGCAACUAAAACAGCAGGGGUACGCAGCAAUGUCGCCCUGAUACAGCUUGCAAGCGAGAGUCACAUCGGACUUUUCCACAUUGCGUUGUUUCCGAAGGAUGAUUUCGUUGCGCCGACGUUUCGAAAAAUCAUGGGGGACCCGAAUAUCAGCAAAGCUGGCGUCAAUAUUCGGGGUGAUUGUACAAGGCUGAAAAAGUUCCUCGGGGUAGAAACUCGGGGGAUCUUCGAGCUCAGUCAUCUCUAUAAAGUGGUCAAGUAUUCACAGGAGCUGCAUCCGCCAAAGUUAAAUAAGACCGUUGUGAGCAUGGCAACUCAGGUAGACGAGUUUUUACACCUGCCAAUCUUCAAAGGUGACAACGUGCGAUCCAGUGAUUGGAGCGUCGCUCUAAAGGAGCGCCAGAUAAAGUAUGCGGCUUCGGACGCUUACGCCGCGGUCCAAUUGUACCACGUUAUGGAAGAGCAGAGGCUGCAACUUGACCCAGUUCCUCCUCGCCCACACCAUGCUGAAUUAGAACUACCUUUGCAGCUUGCAACGAAAGUGGACGAGGUUGAGCAGGAAGAAGUAGUGAAUGCAUCAACCUCUGAUGGGAUGGAGUCGGAAGAAAAAGCGACUCCGUCCACUUCUGAAGCGGCCGAACUGAGCCAGGAGGACGAAAAACGUUCUCUUGUUGGAGAAGCAGCCAAGAAGUUGGAGGAGGAACACGUACCCAAGUCUGUUGGAGCCAAUGAUGCGUCGGUUCAGACUAACCUGGCGCCUUCAACACAGAAACGCUCUCUCCCAGUGAAGCAGAUUGAUUCUCGAAUGCAGGCAGCCGAAUUACGAUUGAACCAGUAUCGUCGUUCCAAGCGCACAGCAGUCCAAGUUGGCCCAUCUUUUCUUCGAGCAUACUACAUCUGGUAUGACAAUGAGAGCUUGAACCCGGAGAAGAUUGCACAGAUAAUGAGAGACCCCCCACUCAAGCUCAAUACUGUGACAGGAUACAUUAUAGGCGCUGUUGCCACUGAAAGACUUCCAUUCAGUACGGAGAGAAUGAGCAAAGAGAUCAUCUCUACUCUUCCUCCUGCUGUUUUGGGGUUGGCCAAGUAUCGCAGGGUUGUCGAUGCUUGCAAGACUGCAUCAUCCGAUUGA
Messenger RNA from Clonostachys rhizophaga, 1752 nucleotides. Lineage: Eukaryota; Fungi; Ascomycota; Sordariomycetes; Hypocreales; Bionectriaceae. The record is from the annotation of a GenBank genome assembly.